Molecule: messenger RNA, 2124 nt
Organism: Salvelinus namaycush (lake trout)
Lineage: Eukaryota; Metazoa; Chordata; Actinopteri; Salmoniformes; Salmonidae
Product: LIM domain and actin-binding protein 1-like
Exons: 11
Coding region: 1-2124 (707 amino acids)
Biological process (GO): actin filament bundle assembly
Cellular component (GO): plasma membrane; actin cytoskeleton
Molecular function (GO): actin filament binding
Source: RefSeq, a predicted model, not a curated record
AUGGAAGGUGGAAGUUCGUUCAGCCGAAGGUCGUGGGCGUCGCAGUCUUUACGCGUCACUGCCAGGGAGCUCUCAUUGGUCAGCACGCGAGGCAAGACCAACGCCAUCGCAGAGCGUUUCUCCAAGUACCAGAGAGCUGCUGAGGGGUCUAAUGCAGAGAAGAAGAAAUCAGUGGAGAGCCUGCAUCCCACCCUGCGUUCAGGGAACCUGAGUGUUCUGAAGAAGCGCUGGGAGCAGCCAGGUCCUCGCCAAGACAGACCCGCCCCGCUAUCCAACGGGCCACCCUGUGCCCGCCUCUCCCCCUCUGCCGUACCAAAACCAACCCCCCUGACCGAGCACCUUCCCCCAGCCAAGUCUCCGGAAUCCCUGAACACUCAGGGUGGUCAAAGCACAGCCAUCAGCCGCUUCCAGUAUCCUGCAGCAGCAGCUAUAGCCGAGGAGGGACAGAGAGGGAUGGAGAAGAAAGCGCAGCAGCCAAGCGAGCGAGAGGAGGAGAAAGAGCUGAUGCAGGUGGAAGACGAGGUGGUGCCACCCAGCCCCUGCACACCCAUCGAGAAACCCAGCGUGCCUCUCAACAGCUUGAAGAUGUUGUUUGAGAAGGGAGAGGGCACCAAGGGAAAGGUGAGGACAGGACUACACAGCAGCUCCUCCGAGGACAUGGACCAGAGACUAGGAGUGUUGUCCUCUGACAGAGUGGUUGAGACCACCUCCCUGAAGGAAAGAAUGGCCAAGUACCAGUCAGCCGCUACCAAAAAGGGCCCACUAGCACGCACUACCAGUCAGUCAGAGCGAGAGGAUAACAGCCUGAAGGAGAAUGUGCCCCCUAGUGGUGUGGCUGUGAGCCAGGCUUUAGAGUCCUACAGCAGAAAAGUUGCUGUAGCAGAGACCAAUGGGGAUGGCAUGGACAAAUCUAGUUUUAAGGGUAGUACCUCAUCUUCAUCCUCAGUCCACAGUGACUUGCCCAAGGCAGCCUGGAAGUUCUGCCUUUCCGUGAGGGAGACGUGCAUUACGUGCCUAAAGACAGUGUACCCGCUGGAGAGGCUGGUGGCCAACACCCAGAUCUUCCACACCACCUGCUUCCGCUGUCUCCACUGCAACACCAAACUCAGCCUGGGGAGCUAUGCCUCUUUACAUGGUAAGGUCUACUGCAAGCCCCACUUCAGCCAGCUGUUCAAGGCCAAAGGCAACUACGACGAGGGCUUUGGCCGCCGCCCCCACAAGGACCUGUGGACGCCCCGUGCCGAGGAAGAGGAGGAAGAAGGAGUAGACCGGGUAACACCACUCUCCCCAGCCAAGCAGUCCAGCCCCACGGUGGAGGAGUUUCCCCUGGCCAAGGUGACAGACCUGACUGCCUCUCACGAGACACACAGCCACAUUUCCUCCGCCGAGAAAAUACCAGAGGCCCGCAGGCUUAGGGUUGCCUGGCCCCCUCCUGCUGACAGUGAUGCUGGAGCCUCUCCUGCUCUGGAGGGUGGUGGUGUGGGCCGGCCCUGGAGGGCCAAGUGGCCCCCGGAGGGCGAGGUGUCAUCGUCCACCCUGAGCCCCGACAGGGCCGAGCUGAAGAGCCUCAGGAGGAGCUCAUCUCUGAAGGAGCGCAAUCGGCCCUUCUCGGUGGCCCCCAGCCUCACCAACACCAAUGCCCUGGGGCCACGGGAGCACCGCCAGCCCCUCAAAUCCCUGAUGGAGAGGAGGGGGUCGCUGGAGGACAGCUGCUCCACGCUUAAGGAACCAGAACCCCAACUCCAGAGGGGGAGAGAGGAGGAGAAAGAGGGGAGCAGGUCCACACCGCCCAGCAGCAGUGCGGUGAACGGAGAGAUCAGCUGCGAGGAGGUAGAGAGUCUCCCAGCAACGCAGGACAAGAAAGAAGAGCCGAUGAAGAAAGGAAAAGAAGCAGCAAUGGAGGAUGAAGAGGAAAGGGCUUCUUUAAAAUGCGAAAGUGCCUCUCCAGACAUCUUAGCAUCUCCGCCCCCGCAGCCCAAACACAACCGCAGCUCCCAGGACGUGGGCUUCUGGGAGGGGGAGGAGGGAGGCGAAGGGGAGGGGGAACAGCUCACCAUAGAGGAGAUGAUCAAGAGGAACCGCUAUUAUGAGGAAGAUGAGGAGGAAGAGGAAGAUGACGUCUGA